Messenger RNA from Paraphaeosphaeria sporulosa, 905 nucleotides. RefSeq lists its product as uncharacterized. The transcript has a single exon. The record is from RefSeq and is a predicted model, not a curated record. NCBI's taxonomy places the organism in Eukaryota, Fungi, Ascomycota, Dothideomycetes, Pleosporales, Didymosphaeriaceae. The coding region runs from base 158 to 859 and encodes 233 amino acids.
GGACUCAAAGCUCUCGUGCGUAGUGGCGUAGAUGCAGGGCGCUUAGCGAAAGUUGGUCGGGGUUGCUACAUACCAUACAUACCAUGCGCAGCCUUUAUAAGGGGAAGGUCCCCCUGCACCCACUCUUCUAUUGCUAUCGCACUCUAGACGACCUUGAAUGAUGGCAGACAACCGAGAUCCCGCCCUCACGACUUUUAGCGACGAAGAGAAGUUCAAAGACUUCUCCGAAGUAGACUCAGAAGAUCAUGAGAUCGGCCAAUACCCAUCGAGAACGCGGUCAUGGCGAACAGUACUUCUGAUUGUGUCUUCCGUCAUAGUCGCCAUCCUGAUUGCCAUCGUCGCAAUGUCUUGGACGAAAUCAUCGCAUCUGAAGUACGACCACUGCGGUACAAACGCGAACGAGGCUCGCGCAAGAGGAUGCGUGUUUGAAACAACCGGAUUUACCUGGCUUGCACCUGAGUGUGCCGACCCUGCCACUGAAGCCGAGUUCCUCGAGUACAUCGCGAAGAACGAAUUCAAGUACUAUCGCACCGAGAACUACACAGAAGAAGUGAGCGUCGAAGAGAUCAGAAAAGGCAACGGACCGGGUUUCUUCGUGCGCGAGAAGUACCAUUUAACGCACUGUUUGUUCUUGAUGAAGAAGUUGCAUCGGAUGAGGGACAAGGGGGCAAUGAUUGACGGCCAGAUCAUGCCGCUCCACCAUACAGAGCAUUGCAUGGGACAGAACCUUAAGGCGCUCGCGGAUACAGGGUUCAGGAAGCAUGACGUUCAGUUUUCCUACACCAAGUUCCCAUAUUGUGGAAAGCCUGGCGGGUACAAUCUGGAAUGGCCAGAGCAAGGUACAUGGACAGAGUCUUGAAGUGUUUUGAGAUAAACAAUGAGAUUGGAAUUUAUUGGCGCUGUCG